CGCUGAUAAACUCAAAGAGAAAGAAACAAGAGUGUGGCUGAAAAGUAAGAGAAGCCACACGUUUAACAGAAGAAUUUGAUGCAAGUGGGGAAAUCUUUAUUCACUUGUUUGAUAACAGAAGAUGUCUUCACUCCUCAAGGUGGACAGUGAAAUUAAAACCAAGGUUGAUGCUUUCAGGGAACGUAUCACAGCUGAAGCGGAGGAUUUAGUUGCAAAUUUUUUCCCUAAGAAGUUACUGGAGCUUGAUCAUUUCCUAAAGGACCCCAGCAUAAACAUCGCUGAGCUGAAAGAGAUCCACUCAGAGAUUAGCCUGACCGUACCGGACCCCAUCUUGCUCUCAAACCUCCACGACGGAUUGGAAGGGCAAAAUGCCAAGAAGAGAAAGCUGGAAGAUGGAAGUGGGGAUGACGUGGUAACCGGCACAAAAGUCUUCGUCAUGCCAGGUGGGAUGAUGAAGUGCAAUGGAAACCUUGUUGAGCUCAUCGAAAAGGUCAAGCCAGAGAUCAGGACGCUCAUAGAGAAAUGCAACACAGUCAAAAUGUGGGUCCAGCUCCUCAUUCCCCGGAUAGAAGAUGGCAACAACUUCGGAGUGUCGAUCCAGGAGGAGACGGUAGCUGAGCUGAGAACAGUUGAAGGGGAGGCGGCGUCUUAUCUCGACCAGAUAUCGAGAUACUACAUCACAAGGGCAAAGCUGGUUUCGAAAAUAGCUAAAUAUCCACAUGUGGAGGACUAUCGGCGUACAGUUACAGAAAUUGACGAGAAGGAGUACAUCAGUCUGAAGAUCAUAGUUUCAGAGCUCAGGAAUCAAUAUGUAACUUUACAUGACAUGAUCCUGAAGAACAUAGAGAAGAUCAAGAGGCCUCGAAGCAGUAACACCGACGCAUUGUACUGAUGAUGUUCAUCCAGCCAAUUCAGCCUCUGCCCCUGGUUCCCCUCUAGUGUUGGUUCGUCUGCAGGACUACAGCUAGACAUUCAUCAACUUCAAAACAAUCAACCCAUCCCUGUAUGACUUGAAAGCUUCGUAGAUGGACACAUACUCCUAUUGUUCAGUUUUACAUUGUAAUUUUUUUUGUUUGCCUAUCUUAAACCCUUUAAAAAAUUUCCCUCAGAAAAUGAGCAAAUGAAUCACAUAGCGAUGUGUAUUUUUCAAUUUUAAUUAAACAUUUUGUCUUCAGAAUCCUGUGACAUUUCUUUUUUGUUGCCCUCAAAUACACAGCAGUGCUUUGUGGCUUGUUUUUAUUUUGUCAUCUUCAAUUUCAUCGUCUAAAGUUCGAUCAUUUAUAGGAAAUGCAACACAUAAGCUGGUUUUCUUGCUCUGAAUGUAAAAGAUUAUACCUUGUAGUUGUGACUGAAAAAUUAGAAUAAGUUCUAGAUUCAUGGGCUUGAUGGUUUUCAGUGAAAAUGCAUAACUCACCAGAGCAUCUCAUGUUGGGGCUUUGAUUCUGUUAAAUAAAAUGCAUUUUGAUAACA
This is a messenger RNA of Girardinichthys multiradiatus, 1470 nucleotides long. RefSeq names its product proteasome activator subunit 3 (gene psme3). The transcript is spliced from 10 exons. The coding region runs from base 122 to 892 and encodes 256 amino acids. The record is from RefSeq and is a predicted model, not a curated record. Lineage: Eukaryota; Metazoa; Chordata; Actinopteri; Cyprinodontiformes; Goodeidae. Gene Ontology annotation, biological process: positive regulation of endopeptidase activity; regulation of G1/S transition of mitotic cell cycle; regulation of proteasomal protein catabolic process. Gene Ontology annotation, cellular component: cytoplasm; nucleoplasm; proteasome activator complex. Gene Ontology annotation, molecular function: endopeptidase activator activity.